Poecilia reticulata (guppy) is the source of this 1627-nucleotide messenger RNA. It is a transcript of the gene gjb10, whose product is annotated as gap junction protein beta 10. Gene Ontology annotation, cellular component: connexin complex. The record is from RefSeq and is a predicted model, not a curated record. NCBI's taxonomy places the organism in Eukaryota, Metazoa, Chordata, Actinopteri, Cyprinodontiformes, Poeciliidae. Gene Ontology annotation, molecular function: gap junction channel activity. Gene Ontology annotation, biological process: cell-cell signaling.
GCGCGGUGGGAAGUCGCUUUACCAGGAUAGCAGCUCCACCCCAACUUUUAGCUCCAUUCUAGUCCCGGGAAUCUGCCGAGAUUCUCGUCGGGGUUGUUGAUCCACGGACUGCUGCUCUGCUCCGACUCUGAGGCGCCGCGACUGUUUUUGAGCUUUAAACUAUUCCGUAUCUGUGAUAUUUAAGCCCAGAGGAAAGCCUUUUAUUCUACCUUCGAUCAGCAGGAAGAGACAGUCUGUGAACAAACUCCAUCAUGAACUGGGCAUUCCUCCAAGGCUUGCUCAGUGGCGUGAACAAGUACUCCACAGCCUUUGGUAGAGUGUGGCUGUCCAUUGUGUUCCUCUUCAGGAUCAUGGUGUUUGUGGUGGCGGCUGAGAAGGUGUGGGGAGACGAGCAGAAGGACUUCAAAUGCAACACGGCUCAGCCAGGAUGCCACAACGUCUGCUACGACCACUUCUUCCCAGUGUCCCAUGUCAGGCUGUGGGCCCUGCAGCUCAUCUUCGUCACCUGCCCCUCGUUCCUGGUGGUGAUGCAUGUGGCCUACAGGGAGGACAGGGAGAAAAAGCACAGGGAAAAGUAUGGCGAAAACUGCCGCCGAAUCUACAUGAACACUGGGAAGAAACGCGGGGGUCUGUGGUGGACCUACGUCCUCACGCUGCUUUUCAAAAUAGGGGUGGACGUGACCUUCGUCUACCUUCUCUACCACAUCUACGAGGGGUACGACUUCCCCUCUCUAAUCAAGUGCAAAGAGGUGCCGUGUCCCAACACAGUGGACUGCUUCAUCUCUCGGCCGACUGAGAAGAAAAUCUUCACCCUCUUCAUGGUGGUCACCAGCCUGGUCUGCGUCCUGCUCUCCAUCUUCGAGAUCGUCUACCUGGUGGGAAAACGCCUCCACGAGUGUGUCACCGGGGACCAUCACUCAAAUCGCAUGACCAACACGCUGUCCAACGGAUCCAGUCUGAUGGAAUCGAUUAAACAUACGGGGAAAAAAACACCCGAAACGCCCGCACCCUCGUACAGCGUAGCUGUAUCGUGAGACACGAGAGCGAAGACUUUCUGAAAACGCACAAAGACGGCGAGGAAGCAAAGCUGGCACUCCUUGCUGCCUGAUAAAGACUUGUUGGUAUAAAGCACCUCAAAGACUGAAUUUUUGUACAGAGUUUUCAUUUCUGGAUCAUUUUAUGUGUCAUGCUGUUGGUAAAUACAGUGUAUUUUAACUGAAAAAGCUCUACUGCUGUUUUAAAGAGAAAAAAAAAAAAAAAAAUCCCAUAUGUCGCUUUGUCUGAUUUAGGCUUGGGACCAGAAGUGUGAGUCACUCCUUGGUUUGGCAAGUUUUACCACCACAUGUGGUUCUUCUGUGUAAGAUUUUCCCUGUGCUUCUGCCCAACCUCAAAUGUUCAGCCUGCUGAGAGUCCUCCCCUUUCCCUCAGAGCCUGACAUUGGACACUUUUCAUGGAUAUUACUUGUUUUUUCUAUUAGUGUUGUUGUGUUUUCCUGCUUUCUGUGUUUAUGCUGGGGGCAAGAAUGUGGUUUUCAUAAACACAGCUGAUCAGGAUGUGAAUAAUUUACAUUCGACCUCACUGCAUAUGUGUUAAUAUUUUGUAAUAAAUGUUAUUUUAUGUUUUAAAA